CAGCUGUUGACUUUCUAUUGUCUGUGAGUCCUCUCGGCAAGUGCCUUCCGCUUACACUGCCCUCACAGCGCAGCGCAGCGCAGCGCUCCCCCAAUGUCUGACUGAGCAGCUGGCUGUGCGUGCAGCGAGCUCUGGAGGAGCAAUGCCGAGCAUCAGCUUACAGAUGCUAUGGAAAGUACGUUUUCAUUCACUCUGUAUGAUGAAGCAAAUACCAAUCCAAUGAAGUGCUUAGAAGUGUAUAUGAUUUCCUCCUGCAACAGCAGGCACUUCCACAAAACUACAUGCAGCUUUUUUCAAGUAGUGUGAACAUAUGCAAUGACUGAUUACCGAGCACAUCUGAUGCCAUACUGUACGAUCACCAGAGAGAGACAGCAGUACUCAGUGCUUUCAAAGUACUAACUAAACCACAACUUCUUUUAACAGUUGAAUGUAAGUACCUGAGUGCUGGGAUCCUGUCUGCCUGCUUCACUGCUGUGGUCUCAGUACGUGGGGCACACAGUGUCCAAUCACAAGGCCACUGAAAGGUAUGAUACAUUUGAGCCAAGACAGUCCAUUUCAGUCCAGAAAUCUACAGUGGUGACAGGGACAUGGGACUCCUUCUGCCGUUUUCCAGAUGGUUCAAUACAAUUGACAUCCUGGCUGACAACUGUGAAAAAGAACCUUGGAUUAUUUUAUUUUAUUUUUGUGGGACACCACGAUCCCAAAUCCAUAGGACACAUCAGGCUUCAAGUUCCUUGUAGAAUUCUAAAAUAACCUUUGCUGAUGAGGAUGUCUGAUACUGUUACUGUAAAACAUGAAACUGAAACAAUGAAGGAUUUGGAGACAGAAGUGAAAGACACAACCAGAGUUGAAAAUAUUACCAAAUCAGAAAACUAUGGGAAGAUUUUGGCAGAGAAGAAUGAACGUUGUAUUGACAACAAUAUUGAUUUGCAGCGGCCAUUGCAGUCAUUGGGACAGACAGGAAAAAGGUCUAAGUCAAGCUCAAAGUUAAAGCUAGUUCGGAGCCUUGCGGUGUGUGAAGAAUCUCCACCACCCCCUACAACAGAGCUAUCACAGGAGAACCAGGAGAAAAUUCAGAUCCAGUUAACACAAUCAUUUGAAAAAGAGGAGAAGCCCUCAAAAGAUGAAGCAGAAAAAGAAAAAGCCAAUGAUAAGUUGCCCAGAAAAAUGUUAUCAAGAGAUUCCAGUCAAGAAUACACUGAUUCAACUGGCAUAGAUCUACAUGAAUUUUUAGUAAAUACAUUAAAAAACAAUCCCAGGGACAGAAUGAUGCUGUUGAAAUUGGAACAAGAAAUUUUAGAUUUCAUUGGUAAUAAUGAGUCUCCACGUAAAAAAUUCCCCCCAAUGACAUCGUACCAUAGGAUGCUGUUACACAGAGUAGCCGCUUACUUUGGAUUAGACCACAAUGUUGAUCAGAGUGGGAAAUCUGUCAUAGUAAACAAAACUAGCAAUACAAGAAUACCUGAUCAGAAAUUUAAUGAACAUAUCAAGGAUGAUAAAGGUGAAGACUUUCAGAAACGAUACAUCCUCAAGAGAGAUAACUCUAGCUUGGACAAAGACGAUCCCCAGAUGAGAAUACGUUUGAAAGAUGACCGAAGAAGCAAAUCUAUAGAAGAAAGAGAAGAAGAGUACCAGAGAGCUAGAGACCGCAUAUUUUCCCAAGAUUCCCUGUGUUCCCAAGAGAAUUAUAUUAUUGACAAAAGAAUCCAAGAUGAGGAUGCUAGUAGUACACAGCAGAGGCGCCAGAUAUUUAGAGUUAAUAAAGAUGCUUCAGGGAGAUCAACGAAUAGCCAUCAAAGCAGCACUGAGAACGAGCUGAAGUACUCUGAACCACGACCCUGGAGCAGCACAGAUUCAGACAGCUCUCUCCGCAACUUCAAGCCUGCUGUAACCAAAGCCAGCAGCUUCAGCGGAAUUUCAGUCCUGACAAGAGGUGAUAGUUCUGGAAGCAGCAAAAGCGUAGGCAGGCUUUCAAAAACAGGUUCUGAGUCUUCUGGUAGUGUAGGGUCAUCUACGGGCUCUCUUUCUCACAUCCAGCAGCCUCUUCCAGGUACAGCUCUCAGCCAGUCUUCUCAUGGCGCACCUGUCGUCUAUCCAACUGUCAGCACUCAUAGUUCUCUUUCCUUUGAUGGUGGCCUAAAUGGGCAAGUCGCAUCUCCUAGCACUAGCUUCUUUUUGCUUCCCUUGGAAGCGGCAGGCAUACCACCUGGCAGUAUUCUGAUCAACCCACAAACAGGUCAGCCCUUCAUAAACCCAGAUGGGAGUCCAGUUGUGUAUAACCCUCCAAUGGCUCAACAACCAGUGAGAACCCAAGUGCCUGGACCUCCCCCUCUGCCACCGCCGCCACCUCAACAACAAGCAGCUAACCACAUUUUCUCACAGCAGGACAACCUUGGGUCUCAGUUUAGCCACAUGAGUCUCGCCCGCCAGCCAUCUGCAGAUGGUUCUGACCCUCAUGCCACCAUGUUCCAGUCCACCGUUGUCCUUCAGUCCCCACAGCAGUCUGGUUAUAUCGUGACGGCAGCCCCUCCACCACCGCCACCACCUCCUCCCCCUCCGCCCCCCCUGCCACCUGGGCAGCCGGUCCCUACUGCUGCCUACUCUGCUUCCGGUCAUCCUGUCAGCCAGCCUGUGCUCCAGCAGCAAGGAUACAUUCAGCAGCCGUCACCACAGAUGCCAGCCUGUUACUGCGCUCCAGGUCACUGUCACUCCAGUCAGCCUCAGUACCGCCCCGUCCCUUCAGUUCAUUACAGUUCACAUCUAAACCAACCACUGCCACAGCCUGCCCAGCAGACAGGUUAUCAAGUUAUGCCCAACCAGCAACAAAACUACCAAGGAAUAGUUGGAGUUCAGCAGCCCCCGAGUCAGAACCUCAUUGGUGGCCAACCCAACGGCAUUGGAAGUCAGAUUCAAGGAGUCGUCAUCCCCUAUCCUUCAGUGCCAUCAUAUCAGGUUUCACUGCCUCAAGGUUCUCAAGGAAUUACCCAUCAGACUUAUCAACAGCCUGUUAUUUUCCCUAAUCAAUCUAAUCAAGGAUCUAUGCCCACCACAGGAAUGCCAGUUUACUAUAGUGUCAUUCCACCCGGCCAACAAAAUAGUCUAAGCUCAUCCGUAGGUUACUUGCAACAUCCAGGAUCAGAACAAGUACAAUUUCCUCGAACUACUUCACCAUGCAAUUCCCAGCAGCUUCAAAGCCACCAGUGUGCAGCUGUGCCACCUCCGCCACCUGGUGGAGGAAUGGUGAUGAUGCAGCUCAAUGUACCAAACAAUCCACAGUCUCGUGCCCACUCACCCCCUCAGUGGAAACAAAACAAGUAUUACUGUGAUCACCAGAGAGGACAGAAGUGUGUGGAAUUUAGCAAUGUAGACAAUAUUGUUCAGCACAGCCCUCAACUCUGCAGCCCCAUUACUUCACCAGCUCAGUCGCCAGCACCAGCUCAGCUAUCCACCCUGAAAGCUGUCCGUCCUUCUGGACCGCCACUUUCCAUCAUACCCCAUUUUUCUAGACCUUUUAUCCCUGGGCAAGGAGAUGCCAGAUACCCGUUACUUGGCCAGCCACUGCAGUACAACCCUCCUGCCGUCCUGCAUGGACACAUUCCAGCCCAGCAGGGUCAGUCUGGCAACCGGCAUGGAAGCCGAGGACGGAAACAAGCUAAAAAAGCUGCAUCCACUGACCUUGGUGCAGGAGAAGCAGUUGUUGGGAAGGUCUUGGAAAUUACUGAACUACCUGAUGGAAUAACUCGCAUGGAAGCAGAGAAGCUUUUUGGGGAACUCUUUAAAAUUGGCGCCAAGAUCCGGUGGCUGCGGGACCCCCAGUCCCAGCCCCAGCUGCGUCGUCACCCGCUGUGCUGUGGCAGUGGGGACAAUGCUGUCAGUUCGGAACGCUCCAAACCCAGUGACUUGGCCUCCACGUACACCGUCUUAGCCACAUUCCCCUCCAUUUCCGCUGCGCAGAAUGCAUUGAAGAAACAAAUUAACUCGGUUAACAAGUUUAAACUGAGAACAAGCAAGAAGCACUAUGACUUUCACAUCCUGGAAAGGGCGAGUUCUCAGUAACAGCCACCUUGGACCCUUGGCCUUUGUGACUCCCCUGCCCUCUCCCGUCUUUAAUUGGCUUGGUAUUGGAGCUUCUGUUAACAUGAUAGAGACUCCUAGGAUGUGCGGUUACGGCGUUACAGCUUUUGUUGAAGACAGGCCAGUGUUCCAGCAAAGGGAGGGAAUACACACCUCACCCCAAGUGACUGUAGGAAUCCACAUCGGAGUGAUACAGAGUUAGCAGCUUUUUCUGAGGAAAUGCUGUUCAAAUGCCUCCUAACUUUUAUAGUUAUUUUGUUUUAUAUUUCUGAAUUCUUGUAUCAGAUCCAAAGCUCUAUUGUACAGCAAAUUAUUCUUCAAAAUGAUACAACCAGUUGCAACCUGUAUUUCUUUUUUGCAUCCAGCACAGUGUGACCCAACAUAGAAUUUGGGGGGAAAAGAAUGCAGCAGUGGGAUAACCAAGUCAAAACCAUGUGCUAUCUUUUUGAGGGGCUGAAGGGGGUGACUAAGGAGAACCCACAAAUAGAUUACUCUUCCCCUGUAUCUCUAAACACAGAAAUGCUUUCCAGGAAAUACAGAAUUUCUUCAUAGGGUCCUUUCCUUAUUCAUUUAGGUGGUAUGAACAUUAAGUGUAAAGUAAAUUAUGUUCUCAAUGCCUCUUAAUCAAACCACUUAGACUCAAAGGGGAAUAGGAAUCAUUCUAGGCAGGAAAAUCCACUUUUUUUUUUUUUUUAAGUGUCCCUCCAAUAACUGCCACUUAUUUGCAUUCCCCUCCCCUCCUUGUGGAUUUUUUUUUUCACCUAAGAAAAUACAUUUGAUGAGUGCUGGAAACUUAAGUGGUUCAAAAUAUUUUCAUUGUUUGCAGCGGAUCACUGGACAUCAAAGAUUCAUUGCACUUUUGAACAAGGAACCUUUUUUUCAAUUUCUGUGUAAUUUGCAAGGCUGUACAAUGUGUGCUGAUGCAAGCCUUUUUCAGUUCAAGAGAAUAAAUGUUUACAAAUA
Rhinolophus ferrumequinum (greater horseshoe bat) is the source of this 5037-nucleotide messenger RNA. It is a transcript of the gene R3HDM1, whose product is annotated as R3H domain containing 1. Lineage: Eukaryota; Metazoa; Chordata; Mammalia; Chiroptera; Rhinolophidae. The record is from RefSeq and is a predicted model, not a curated record. Gene Ontology annotation, molecular function: nucleic acid binding. The transcript is spliced from 28 exons. Bases 763 to 4056 code for a protein of 1097 amino acids.